Molecule: messenger RNA, 2460 nt
Organism: Eriocheir sinensis (Chinese mitten crab)
Lineage: Eukaryota; Metazoa; Arthropoda; Malacostraca; Decapoda; Varunidae
Product: polycystic kidney disease 2-like 2 protein
Exons: 11
Coding region: 1-2208 (735 amino acids)
Biological process (GO): detection of mechanical stimulus
Cellular component (GO): membrane
Molecular function (GO): calcium ion binding; calcium channel activity
Source: RefSeq, a predicted model, not a curated record
AUGGGGUUCCACAAGGACAAGAAGCAUGAGAGGCCAUUCGUGCUGGGGUGGUGGGGCCGCGCUCUGGCCUGGCUUUUGGUUCUGGCAGUGAUCGGCAUCUCCGUGUUCUUCGUGUGGGCCUACGCUCUCCAGUUUGGUGCUGAAAAGACGAGUCGCUGGCUCACUUCCCUUCUCGUAACAUUCCUCAUGUCCAUCCUGGUGGUGGAGCCUCUCAUGGUGUUUUUUGGCGCGGCGGUGACGGCCUCCUGCUGCAAGAGGAAGGAAUUCUGGGCGGUGGAUGCCGAUGACAUUGACUUCGAUGAAGUGGAGCCAGACCUUGAAAUGGACGAAGAGUGGCAGCAUCUUGAGCCACUUGACCCCACCUAUCCGAGGAAGGUACACAGAAUCCCCGGAAACAAGGACACUUCGAUGCUGGAUGAGUUGCGUGUCAAGCUUGUAAAGGAGCGAGAAAUGACGCUGGUCCUAAGGGACGUAGGCGCUUACCUCAUAUUUGUGUUUAUGGUAAUGAUCCUGACGUACGGCGAGAGGGACGAGUCCUCCUACCGCAUGGUGGACAACUUAAGAAAAGCCUUUAUUAAGGAAGGAGACGAUGACUGGGACUUCACGGAGGAGGUGAAGACAUCGGACCAUUACUGGCGAUGGCUGAAGGAGAUCAUGCUGACGGAGCUGAGGGCACAAAAUUGGUACAACAAGGAUCCACCUUACGGACUCAGAGGCUACCUUAACGACCGAGCAAACAGAAUCAUGGGAUAUGCCAUCCUGCGCCAGGUUCGGAACAAAAAUACGUGCAGGCCUUCCAACCAAAUCAAGAAUCUGGUGAGCGAAUGCAGUGGUUGGCGUGGACUGUUCCUCGAGGAUACCCAAGACUACUGCGCUCAUUGGCUCACCACCGCUGCAUUCGAUAAAGCUUGCGAUGUACCCGAGUUCAGGUACAAGACUGCCGAUGAGUUGCAGUCAUUCACCUCGUCUGGGCGUCUCGGGAGCUAUAGUGGAGGCGGCUACGUGUUGGCGCUGAGAGGCUCCACCCAAGAAAUUCUGGAUCGCCUCAACUACCUCCAGAAAAUUGGAUGGAUCGAUAGAUUCACCAGAAAUGUCAUGCUUGAAUUUUCAGUCUACAAUGCAAAUGUCAACCUCUUUGGCAUCGCAACUAUCAUGGCAGAAUUUCUUCCCGGAGGAGGAAUUAGACCCUACUGGCGUUUUGACGCAAGUCCGUUCAUUCAAGUGUGGAGUGCUUUCGGUAUGUUCAUCCUGCUGAACGAGAUUGGCUUCGUCUUAGCGACCAUCUUCUUCACCUUCAAGGAGUUUUGGAAAUGUUACAAGAGUGGCAUCACAACCUAUUUCAGCAGUUACUGGAACAUGGCAGAGACUUCAAUACUCAUUAUCUCUUACGCAGCAAUCGCACUCUACAUCUUGAGGUACUUGGAAGUUCAACGAGUACUUGAAGUGUUUAACAUAACAUUUGGCAAUGGUUACGUAAGGAUGGAGUAUGCUGCUCUACUGGAUCUUUAUCUACUAUAUGCUGUGGGAUUCAUUGUAUUUUUCACUACCGUCAAGUUCAUCAAACUCCUGCAGUUCAACAAACGAAUAAACCUUUUGGGGCUGACCCUGUCACAUUGUUGGGAUGACCUUCAGGUGUUCUUCCUUACUUUUGGUGUUAUAUUCUUCUCUUUCACGACUCUCUUCUUUACAAUUUUUAAUCUCCAGCUGGAGGAGUUUGCAAGUUUAUUGGCAGCAUUGCAGAUGAGUUUUGCAAUGAUGCUUGGAAAGUUUGACUUUGAAAAGAUGACCAUGGCAAACAGUCUUUCCCCAGUGAUGUUUUUUGUAUUCUCCCUGAGUACCACCAUGAUUCUCAUCAAUCUGAUGCUCACUAUAAUUAUUAGGACAUUUACAAAAAUCAAGAAUGACCUCAAAAACAAACCGAACAAGUACGACAUCAUAGACUACGUCACUAACAAGACAAUGAUUUUGCUGAACCUCCGGACAGAGAAGCCACUUCCGAGGGUUUCUCCGCCUGUCCUCGACAACACAGCAUCCCAAACUCAAGACACCUCGGCCAGCACAGAAUUUCCGGAAAAGGUGGACGUCCUCCUUGCCUAUAUCAACGAGAUGUACUUCAAUGGCAAGAUGGAUUUAUCCGAUCCCUACAACAAAAAGUCUAUGAUGGGAGGGAAAUCAGCCAAGUUAUAUGGGAAAAGUUCUGGAAUUUAAUAAAACUGUAAACUCUGCAAUUUAAGACAUAAGCGGAUGCAAUAUCAUUUGAGAAGACUAAUCAUAAGCAAAGGUAAAGAAGAAAAAGUUUUUUUUAGUUUUGGAGAUACUGUCAGGAUUUUACAACGAAUAGAAGUGUAAUUGGCGACAAUCCAUAUUCUGUUUUAGGAACAGGGAGAGGAGUAACCCAUUUUCAUUGUUUCCUAGACUCCCAUGUAUACACACGGCUCUAAUGCAUAUAUGUUCUAGAUG